AUGGCUGUCAACGUCCUUGGAAUAAUUGUGAUGGUGUUUCUCUACUUGCUGGUGCUUGGAGUCGGCAUAUGGGCUUUUUUCAAGUCCAAAAAGAAGAGGGACAAAUGUCCAGGGGAGAGUUUGGAGAUAAGUCUGCUGGGAAACAGGAGCAUCGGCAGAGUGGUGGGGAUAUUCACUACGGCAGCUACAUGGAUUGGAGGAGGCUUCGUUGUAGGGCUUCCAGAGAUCGUGUACAACCCGUCUUUGGGCUUCGUCACCGCCUGUAGCUACGUUAUAGGCAUCGUACUGAGUAUGGUGAUUGGUGGCCUUUUCUUCACUGGGCCAAUGAGAGACAAGAAAUAUGUGACCAUGAUGGAUCCUUUCCACAUCAAGUAUGGAAAAGUACCGAUGGCCUUUUUAUCUCUGGGAACAAUGCUGUGUAACAUCCUGUGGGUGACAUCAACACUGUACGGUUUAGGUGCAACCAUGAGUGUGAUCAUUGGUCUACCGUUCACCGUGUGCAUCUGGAUCUCUGCUGCGGUGGCGAUCGUCUACACCCUGAUGGGAGGUCUUCACUCGGUGGCGUACACAGAUGUUGUGCAGCUCGUCCUCAUGUUCAUCAGCCUGGUCAGUUACUGGAACCAGACUUCUUACGGUUCUCAGACCCCAUUUGAACGCGGGGAGGCAGCACUUAUAUUACCAAUCACUCUUCAACACCUCACUCCAACCUAUGUCUCCAUCGUCAGUAUGGGGUGUGUGACGGCUGCCGUGAUGUCCUCCACUGACUCUGCUUUACUCGCUGCUGCUUCUGUCUUCUCCUCCAACAUCUACAAGAGCAUCCUGAGGAACCAGGCGUCAGAGAGGGAGAUCCAGUGGGUGAUCCGAGGCUGUGUUUUGGUCGCAGGAUUGGUCGGCACGUCUCUGACCAGCGUCCAAAACAGCAUCUCAAUGAUGUGGUUCCUCAGCACGAUGAUAACCUACAUUGUUAUCUUUCCUCAACUCGUCUGCGUUCUCUUCUUCAACAUCUCCAACGGUUAUGGGGCAGUUUCUGGCGUCCUGGUGGGAUUGUUGUUAAGACUGUUGUGUGGAGAGCCAUUAAUAGGACUACCAACCGUCCUCCAUCUGCCCGGAUGCACCCUGGAAGACGGUGUUUAUGUUCAACAAUCCCCAGUGAACACCAUCUCCAUGUUAGCAGUCUUUGCUUCCAACCUGCUGUUCUCCAGCCUCUUCUCUCGGCUCAUUCACAAAAAACUGUUUCCUGAGAAGUGGGAUUCUUUGAGACUCUGCAAACAAAGACACUGCGAUAAGGAGAACGAGGAAGAAAUGGGAGACGGAAUAGUCUCAGAGCCGAUGAUGAGCACAACGUCUUAG
Gymnodraco acuticeps is the source of this 1350-nucleotide messenger RNA. Its product is annotated as high-affinity choline transporter 1-like. Bases 1 to 1350 code for a protein of 449 amino acids. Gene Ontology annotation, biological process: acetylcholine biosynthetic process; choline transport; transmembrane transport. Gene Ontology annotation, cellular component: plasma membrane. NCBI's taxonomy places the organism in Eukaryota, Metazoa, Chordata, Actinopteri, Perciformes, Bathydraconidae. The transcript is spliced from 6 exons. The record is from RefSeq and is a predicted model, not a curated record. Gene Ontology annotation, molecular function: choline:sodium symporter activity.